Molecule: messenger RNA, 760 nt
Organism: Linum tenue
Lineage: Eukaryota; Viridiplantae; Streptophyta; Magnoliopsida; Malpighiales; Linaceae
Source: the annotation of a GenBank genome assembly
CGCAGGCAUAAAACAAAAACGAAGAGAAAGAAAAAGGAGGAAGACCGGAAGAAAUGGCGAUGGCAGGUGGAUGGAGUGGGAGAUUAGUUUUAUCAUCAGCCUAUGAUAACAAUAAUAAUCAACGUAAACUAUUUAUUCCCACAAAGCCCAUAAAUUUAUCUUCGACCUCUCUCGAUCUUCCUCCUCGAGCUACUGCUGCUGCUGCUUUUCUGCUCCCCGCAAAAAGACUGAGAAGCUCCGAGUCUGGGCAGCUGCUGCCGCGGCGGAUUACUGUUAUGGCGGAGGGUAAGGGGACGGCCACUACGAUAACUGAGAAAUCAGGAAUCAAAAUCGUCAGAAACCCUCCAGAAUCCAAACUCACCGACCUCGGCGUCCGCUCUUGGCCCAAGUGGGGUUGCCCUCCAAGCAAGUUUCCAUGGACAUAUUCGGCCAAGGAGACAUGCUACCUUCUGGAGGGAAAGGUGAAGGUUUACCCUCAAGGAUCGGAUGAAGGCGUUGAGAUCGCUGCUGGUGACUUGGUUGAGUUCCCUAAUGGAAUGAGCUGCACUUGGGAUGUUUCUGUAGCCGUAGACAAGCACUACAAGUUUGACUGAACUCUUUUUCUUUCCUACUUAGUUUGUGCCUAACAACAGCCCAUGGCCAAAUGAUUGGCAAUGUUUGUCUGCCAAAGUAUACAUUGUAUCCAGAUUGCUGUUGGGUUGCCUUGCUUAUUUCUUUUCCGGCUUAUCGCUCCGCUCCAGUAAGGAGGUUGAUAAUAAUA